CUUUUUCCAACAACAAGUUAAGUUGAUUGUCAUUGAUUGUCUUGUCUUUUUUAAUUUAAUUCUUUUCAUUUUAAUCUAAUUUAAUUCUGAUUUAACUGUUUGAUUAAAAUUUUUAAGUCUCUUUUUUAUAGUUUUCACGUGAAUUUUGUUUAAAUUGAAAUAGUUACACGAUGGAGGAAGAUCCGUUCACAAUAGAAAAUAGUCAAUCUAAGGGUAAUGGAAAUGAUGAAGACGAUGACGAGGACGACGAGGAGGAAGAUGGUGACAUAGCCGAGAUGCUUGAUUACUAUAAGGGUGAAAUGGAGGAAGCGUUAACUUGGAUACUUGAAGCGGAAGAGCAUCUGAUUGACAUUGAUUUGAUGGAGAAAAAUUUACCCGAAGUUAGAAAGAUAUUUAAAGAGCACGAAGAUUUUAUCAAUUCACUGAAAGAUAUUCAAAUAGAAGUUGCUAAGUUACUGGGUGAGGGUCAAGCUAUUGUUGACUCAGAAGAAUGUCCACCCGAAGAGAGAACUGAACUUGAACUACAGAUGAACCUGUUAAAUGAACGAUUGGAACAAUUAAGUUUAAAAACCCUAGAGUUUCGUAAAAAUAUUCAUGAAACAUUGAUGAUUUUACAACAGAAGCAAAUUAAUCAUCUAAGAAAUUGGCUUUUCACUGCUGAGGAUAAAUUAAGUCAGUUUACCGAUUUUGGAUCUGAUCUUGUCGAGUUAAAGAAACAGUUGACAGAUUAUCAAAAUUUCCAACAGGAUUUCAACGUACAAGAAGAAAUUGUUGACUCAUUACGUGACCUUGUCUGGAUUUAUGAUGAUUGUGAAGGAUCCAGUCCAACAAUGGAUAAGCCACCGGAUGAACUGCAAGAUCAAUUAGCCCCAUUAGCUGAGAAAUGGAAUAUGGUUCGUAAAUUUAUCCAUGAACGUAAAGAAAAUUUGGAAGAUAUUGUUCACUCAUGGGAAAAUUUCACCGACGAGGAAAAUAAAUUCAAUUCAUGGAGAGCUAAGUUAGAUCGAAGGUUAAGGGAAAUGGAAGAGGCGGCUGCUGACAUGCAUAUUGGCUCUUCGUUUGUGGGAGAACUUGUUAAACGACUUGAGAGAAUGGAGGCUGAAAUGGAUCGCCAGCGGUCUUUGUAUUUGAAAAUAGGUGAAGAAUCAUACGAGCUAAUAAAUAAGCUUGGCUCGAAAUCAGCUGCUGGUUUGGUUAUUACCAGAAAAAUGGAGACCCUAAAAGAGGUUUGGGAGGCAACGGUUCAAAGGAUGAACACCUUAAGCCAUGUUGUUUCAAAAAUUAAUGAGGCCUCACUUGAUGAGCUGUCCACCGAUAAUAAUGGGGAGGAGUCCAUGACAGAAGGUAAUGAAAUACUGAAACAGGUUGAAGGGGAAUCAUCUCACCACAUUAACAAACAACAACAACAACAGAAGCAGCAACAAAAAGUAGCUACGCCUACGACUCCAAACCAACUGGUUGGUUCAAGCGCAAAGAAACGUCGGCUUGAUAGUUGGCUGAUUCAGGAGUGGCAAAAGGCUCUUGAUGUGUUUACAACCUGGUUAACCGGUGUUGAAGAGGUAAUUGGUGUGGAAGAAGCUACUAAUGAAAAUUGCACAACUUCAUGGAAUUCAAUGUCUUUAGAGGAGCAGCAAAUUUUCUUGGAAGAUACUGAAAGUGAUCUAGAGAUGAGAAGACAAGAAUUCGAUUCACUUGUUACCAAAGGAAAUGAAUUUGUGGAUGAAUUAACCAAAUGUGGUGAAAAUGAGGAGAGCUCAUCUAUUAAACAAAUUGUGGAAACAGUUAAUGAAAGAUGGUGUCGAGUUAAUCGUACUCUUCGUGAGCGUCAAUUAAGACGCCAAGGAUUAGUUCAGUUGAAUCGUAUGGUUGUCGAAACUGGUGCAAUGUCUCUUGUACUUGAAUCAGCGAAAAAAUUUUUACGCGAAAAAACAACAAGUAGUUUAAGUGAUUUAUCACCUGAUAUCCUGAAGAAAAUUGAUGAAAACUGUAAAUUAAGGAUAAAAGUGCUAUCAGCUCAAGAAGAUAAAAUCUCUAAGCUUCGUAAAGAGUUGGAAGAUCUGAAGCGGACAUUAAGAACAGCGAUCAAAGAACCAUCUUAUCAGAAAAUUGUCUCUUUCUUCAAUGAGAGAGAGCAAGUGAAUGAACAAUUGUGUAAUUUGCUUAAGAAAGUUAGUGAAUCAUUAACUCAAUCUAAACUCACCGAUGGUUCAACCGAAAAACAAAUUCAAGUCACACAACAACAACAACAACAACAACAGUCAUCAACAUCAAAUGGUUGCCCAAGUGAUUUAAAUCAAAAAGUGGACUCUUCAUAUGAAAGAUUAGUGAAAUUGAAAGAAACCAAAUUCUCCAAGAAACCAAAGGUUUACUUUGAUUUGUUAUUAAAUGCUAAUCAACUUGAUGAGUAUAAUCAACUACUCAAUGAGAUUGACAACGAGGGAAAACAUUUGAAAACAUUACUCGCAGAAAUAUCAUCGUCAUCAUCAUUAACAUCAUCAUUAUCAUCAUCAUGUAAAGAGAAAAAUUUUAUCAACCUUUCAAAGCAGCAACAACAAGGACAAAAUGACAAUACUUUGGUUAAAGAGAUGAGAGAUAAGUGUAACUCUUCACAAGAGAUUUGGGAGUUUUGCCACAAUGAGUGUCUCAAUAGAAUAGCUAAUUACCGUAAAUUGGAAACAAGCCUGACUACUUUUGACGAUGAAACAUCAAUUCUUGAAUCAGAAGUAGAACAAUUAACUGAUUUUCUCAAUGAACUUCGUCCUGCCCUGGGUGAUAUACAAACACUGGAAAGUGAUGUUGAACAAUGUAACAAAGUUUUGGACGAUAUUAAAAUAACAUUAGAAAGCAAUUGUGCACUAAUUAUAUUAAAAAGUGAACAGUUGAUUGCUGAAUUUGAUGAAUUCGAUGAUGAUAACAAUGAUGAUUCCAAUGGUGAUAACAAUCAAGGUGGAUCAAAGUGUUUACAAGAUCGGAUGGAUAAACUAAAGGAAAAGUGUUCAAUGUUAAGGAUGAAAGCAUCAGAUAAAAUUCAACAAUUGGAAACUGCUUUGAAUCGUAGUAAAAAUGUUUGCCAAUCUUUUGAAAAGCUUGAACGAGACAUUGAAUCGUUAAGCUUUGAGACUGAUGAAGUUAAACAUUCGGUUGUUGAUGAUUAUCAGAAGAGCUUUAAAUCUGGGCGAACAUUACAAGAGAGAUUACGAAAAACCAACGAUGAGGCAAACAAAUUGUCAAAAUUAUUAAACAAUUUAUCACCUAGUCAUCAACCCACCACCGAAUCAUUGGAAGAGAUGAAAAGUAAAACAGAAACAAUCAAAGAAACACUGAAAACAUUGAUUGAAUCCAUAGAAGAAUAUCUAACAACAUUGAAACAAAAUCAUAGUAAAUUUGGUGAAUUUACCAGGUUAAUUAUGAUGGAAAAAGAUUGGUUGGAUAAAUUGGACAGAAAACUAAAGCGAUCUCCACAAACGGCUGCCGAUGCUGAAGAAAUAUCUGGUAAUCAUGAUGAUUUAGAAACUUAUUUACGACAUCGACCUGUUGAACGUAGUGAUCGUAUUCAUAAAUUGGCCAAUGAAUUGAUUGCAAUGAGUUUCUUUUCUGAUUCCGUUGAAAUUGAGAUAAAUAAGGUUGACCAACGUUGGAAAAGUUUACAACAUCAAGCUCAUCAACGAUUACAAGAUUUAGAGUCUUCAAUCACUUAUGCACAACAAUGUGAUUCUCAAAUUUUAAAAGUGCAAAAAUGGAUUCAAGAUGUUGAUUGUUUACUUCAACAGCGUUUUGAUGAAGAUAUUCUUGCGGAAGAUAUGCCGGAUGAAGUUGAUAAAUUGGAUCUAGAGUUUAAAUCAAAUAAACAAAUUCUGGACACAUUGACUGAAAGUAUUGAGAAUUAUCGUUCUCAGGAAAGAUUGGAAGCUGCAUCCAGACUUGAGGAACAAUUAGCAAUCUUAAAUUCUCAAUAUCAAGAUCUUGUUAUGAAGUUUAAAAAGUAUCAGCAUCCAACUGAUUUUGCGAUUCGUUUGAAUAGUUUAUCGAAAAAGUUAAAUGAAUUGAUGGAUAAUCUUAUUGAUCUCAAGGUUAAUUCUUAUGAAUAUACUGUAAUCCAGGAAGAGUUCAAUGAGUGUCGUAAAUUAGUUCAAGAGAUUGAUAAUGUACGUGAAGAAAUUGAUAAAGUUAAAAAGCAAACAUCACUUGCUGUGGAUUUUGCUGAUGAUCCGGAAGAUUUGGUUCGAGAAGUUGAUGUGCUGGAAAAAAUUUACGAAAAUUUAUCUCAAAUGGCAAGUGAACGUAAACAAGAGAUUGAAAAAGUAAUGGAAAUUAGUUCAACUGUAAUGAAUUUAUUAUACGAACUGAAAAAUUGGUUAAAUCAACAAGAAGAUCCAUCGAGUGUUGAUCAAAGAGAAUUUGGUCAAAAGAAAGAUGAACUUCGACAAUUAAAUGAAAAAGUGCAAUUAUUAUUCCAUAUUAUUGGAAAUAAAGACAAUAAUGAUAAAUUGAGACUGAAUAUCGAGACAAUUGUUUCCGAUUUUGAACUUUUGGAGGAGAAAAUGUCUCGUAAAUAUAAUUCCGAAUUUACUACUAGAAGUAAUAGUUCCGAUUUGACACAAUUAACGACAAAACAAUCAUCCUCAUUGAAAUCACUUAGUAAACAACGACAACUUGGACUUCAACGGUCAAUCGAUUUAUCCGAAGGAAUUGAUUCCAAUCAAUCGUCUCCAAAGUCAACUACUAGUCGUAAAGGUUCAUUAUCAAGAACCAUAACUGCAACCGCUGCUUCCGAAGGUCUUCCAAUAUUAUCAACAACAAGAACAACAGAAAGUAACACAGUUAAAUUGCUCAAUUUUUUUACUCUUCCCGAAUUGGAAGAUAUUGAUUACGAAUUACAAAACAUUCAAAUUUAUUUGAAUACAUGUGAGAUUUUGAACAAAGGUGAUUUUAUUGAACAAAAGCAACAAUUAGGUGCCUUAAAGAAGAUACAAAACACUAUGGAAUCCCAUAAGCCUAAGAUUCAUAAAAUGGUUGCUGAGAAAAUGAUGAUCAACACUAUUCAUCCCCAAGGAUCUGAAUAUAUACCACUGAUAGAAUCCAUUUGGACCCAUUGGCAAGCACUUCGAGAAUCAUUUAUGAAACGUCAUCGACGUUGGUGGUUUGCUAAAGAGACACGAAUUCAGAACGAUACAACUUUCAAUCAAAUUAAAUCAUUCCUUGAUAUGGCCGAGAAAACAUUAGCCGCUAGUCGAUUGCCAACUGGUGAGUUGAACAUCGAAGUAGCUAAAAAAGAGGACGAACCUUUGAGAACCGCUUUCAACGAGCAUGUACCCGUUUUUGGCACUUUCAAAGUAAUGACUAAAAAAAUUAUGGCCGAUCUACCCGAUGGUGGGGAGAAGCUUGUUGAUCGUAUUACUUUGAUUGAUGAAAAGUGGAAAUCAGUAGUUCGUGAUUUGGCCUGGCGUAAAGAGCGACUUCACAACGAGGACAAAAAUAUGGACGUUCUUGGAUAUUGGAAUCAACUGGAAACUUGGAUUGGAAAGGUUAACAAAACUUUAGCCAAAUUAGAGGGUAAAAUUGAAAGCUUCGAGAUGGCGAAUAUCUUACAAAACGAAGUCAAGUUUCUUGAACAAGAAUUACAAACUCAAUGGUUAAACAUGAUGACCAUUCAAUUAGCUCCAACAAUGAUCAUUGAAAAAGAUGUUGAUACCAUGGAAAAAGAUUUUUUCAAAUUAAUCAUUGGUUUACCUGAAGCUCGUAUUUCUAUUGACAAAUACUUGACCAGUUUCAAAGUGGUCUCACGAAUGUUGGACGAUGAAAUUGAUUGGACAUCUACUCAUUUAGAGGAAGAAACUAAACCUAUCGAAGAUGCAAGUGUACAUGAAACCAAUUACGAGAAAUUAAUUGUUAUGUUACAAGAAAUUGAAAACGAUGCAAAUAAAUUCGGACACAAACCUCCAAGUUUCUUGAAAGAAAAGAUGGAUUGCCUUAAGGGCAAACGUGAAUUACUCCAUAAAAAGAUGAGAUUAAACGCUGAUCCAAGUUCAACUGAAUGGUACAAUUGGCUUAAUUCUCAAGUUGAUUAUAUCGCAAUUACAUUUAAAGAUUGUUCUGAUGAGAGAGUAUUAGAACAAUUGAAAAAUAUUGUCAAUCAAAUUGAGAAACAAAUUGCAAUUCAUGAGGAUUUAAAUUCCAUCUCUAGUAACGAUAAUAACAAGGACCAUGAUGUUUUGGAAGAUGAUCAGAGUGCAGAAUUAGAAACAAUGAAUAAAAAUAUAUCAAGUUAUCGUUGGAAUAGUUUGAAGGAGAAAAUGCUUGCUUUACAAAUUCGCCUCGAGGCAAAUUCUGGCGAUGAAUUGAAUCAACUGCUACUUUCAUUGCGUGAAUUAAAUGAAUGGGUAAUUAAAAAGCGAAGUGAUUACAGCUCAUUGGGUGAUAUUAUUGGUGAUGUUUCCUCACUGACCAAGCAACAAGAUGAUCUGACCAACCUGAGUCUUUCACUGGAUGAAGAGAGGCCAAUCAUUGAGACAACUCUAAUGUCCGGUCGAUCACACCUUUCAAAAGGUGAUUCUCAAGGUUACGAUGAGAUUAGUGGGUCCAGAAAUCGUGAUAAAGGUGAAAUUAACAAGAUAACUCAAAGUAUCCAAUGGGAAGUUGAAAGAUUAUCCGAAAAAUGGUCAGAAUUAUUAAAAGUAAUUGACCAUAGGAAAAGACGAUUAGAUGAUAUAAUGAGAAAAAUGGUUAAAUUACAAUUCCAAAUGGAUGAAUUAUCAUCUAAACUUUGCAUAGCCGAUAUGACCAGAAAUAAAUGGAUACCGAUCUCUGAGAUUGCUGUUGAUCAACUUCCUGAAGUUCUGAACGAGCUUCAAACAUUCAGAGAUAAUAUUUAUCCACUUCAAAGGUUUGUUGAUCAAAUGAAUGGAUCAGCAACCCGAAUCAGUGGAUCUCAAGUGUUACUUUCUGAUGGAGUUCUUAAUUGUUUGGAGGAACUAAAUACUCGUUGGAAGUUAAUUCAAGUCUCUAUCGAAGAGAGAAGGAAAAACUUGGAACAAGCAGUAAUCGAUCACAAUACAGCUCAACAGCGUUUCCUAAAUGACGCAGUUGAAAAUCCAUGGGAAAGAGCAGUCGCUUUCAAUAAGGUUCCAUAUUAUAUAAAUCAUGAAACUGAGACAACCCAUUGGGAUCAUCCUAAAAUGACUGAACUCAUUAACACCCUAAAUGAGUUUAACGAAGUUAGAUAUUCAGCUUAUCGAACUGCGAUGAAAUUAAGAUCAGUCCAACGUCACUUAUGCCUUGAUUUGGUUAAAUUUGAUGGAUUAAUCGAAAUCUUCUACAAUUGUGGAUUAGCGGGACAAAAUGAGAAACACCUCAAUGUACCGGAAAUAAUAACAGUCCUUCAAACAAUUUACACAGCAACGGCUUCAGGUGAUCAAGCGAUUGUAAUUAAUGUACCUUUAUCAAUCGAUUUAUGUCUUAAUUGGUUACUUAAUUUGUACGAUACUGCUAAUCGAACUGGUUUUAUUCGAGCUCUCUCUUUGAAAAUUGGCCUGGUUACUUUAUGCAAAGGAACUUUAGAGGAAAAAUAUCGAUAUAUGUUCAAUGUAGUCGCUGAUAACGGACUAGUUGAUGAACGAGCUUUGGGAAUAUUGUUACACGAUUUUAUUCAAGUGCCUCGUCUCUUGGGAGAGAUUGCUUUUGGUGGAAACAAUGUUGAACCAAGUGUCCGAUCGUGUUUUGACCUUGCCGCACGUAAAUCUGAAAUUGAAUUGAUCGAUUUUCUUGCCUGGUUACAACGAGAACCUCAAUCAACCGUUUGGCUUCCUGUUCUUCAUCGUUUAGCAGCCGCUGAAAAGGCUAAACACCAAUCAAAGUGUAACGUUUGUAAACAAUUUCCAAUCAUUGGAUUCAGAUAUAAGUGUUUACUUUGUUUUAACUUUGAUAUGUGUCAAAUUUGUUUCUUUUCUGGUCGAACUUUGAAAAAUCAUAAAAACAUCCAUCCAAUGCAAGAAUAUUGUCUGACCACUUCCUCAGGUCAAGAUAUAAAAGAUUUUACUCGAAUCAUACGGAACAAAUUUAAAUCCAAACGAUACUUUAAACGGCAUCCAAAAUUUGGUUAUCUUCCCGUUCAAACGGUUGAAAGUGAUGCCGAUGUAAACACAAAUGAAGGUCACCUCAACUCUCCGACACAUACACUCCAACAUCCGGACUCUCUUGAUAUGCAUUCAAAACUUGAAAUAUAUGCUAGUCGAUUAGCGGAAGUGGAACUGGACGAUGGACAAGAUCGCAACUUUGACAAUUACGAAGAACUUGAUGAUGACCGUCAAUCUAAUGCUCAAUAUCAUCCAGAGUAUGAUAUCAGUUCACUCACCAUUCCUCGUGAUCGAUUGAUUACCACAAUUGCCCCAGAUCAACGUAAUGAACUAGAAUCCAUUAUUAAUGGAUUAGAACAAGAAAAUAGGCAAUUACAGGCUGAAUAUGAACGAUUAAAGAUCAAAAAGAGCCAACAAGUUAACGGAAAGAGCUCAACUAAUGUCCAAAGUGAUUCUCACCAUUAUUCAACCAUUGGCUCACUGACCAGGGGAGGAGGUGAUAUACUUACAGUUAAAGCGGAAGUGGAUCCAUAUGCAUCUUUAAUCUCAUCCAGGGAGGAAAUUCUAUCCGCUGAAAAGAAAGCCUUACGAUCUAAAGAAGACGAACUUGAAGUGAAACGUAUCCUUCUUGAAGAGCAAAACAAACGCCUGGAAGCCACUUUGAAACGAUUGCGACAAUUUUUGUCCAAAUUUCCCGAUGCAACGAGUUUAUCCAACACCCUGCGAUCGACACACAGCGAUUACGCUACUCCGGCCAAACUAUUAUCCUCGGCUGGGCGAUUACACUAUUCAACUAACAACAGUAUGGCCUCGCUACGGGUUAAUGGAUCUUCCGAUUCUCAUCAUCAUCUUAAUCAUCAUCAAUCAUCCAACAUUGCUAAUCACUCUGACGAAACUGCUAACAGAUAGCUGAAGAUUAAUUGUUUUUAAAUUGAUUUUUUACUAAUUUUAAUUCCUAUGAUUGUUGAUUAUUUUAAGACAAUUUUCUCAAUCAUC
Messenger RNA from Panonychus citri (citrus red mite), 9068 nucleotides. RefSeq names its product dystrophin-like. Bases 171 to 8981 code for a protein of 2936 amino acids. The record is from RefSeq and is a predicted model, not a curated record. Lineage: Eukaryota; Metazoa; Arthropoda; Arachnida; Trombidiformes; Tetranychidae. Gene Ontology annotation, cellular component: plasma membrane. The transcript has 17 exons. Gene Ontology annotation, biological process: synaptic signaling. Gene Ontology annotation, molecular function: protein binding; zinc ion binding.